This is a messenger RNA of Tupaia belangeri chinensis (Chinese tree shrew), 753 nucleotides long. RefSeq lists its product as uncharacterized. The transcript has 3 exons. NCBI's taxonomy places the organism in Eukaryota, Metazoa, Chordata, Mammalia, Scandentia, Tupaiidae. The record is from RefSeq and is a predicted model, not a curated record. The coding region runs from base 1 to 753 and encodes 250 amino acids.
AUGGCGCCCCGGCUGUCACAGCAGCAGCCGGAAGACCGCAGUACCAGUAGAAGUAGUACUACUAGUAGUAACAGCAGCAGUAGUAAUAGUGACGACAGCAGUAGGACACGUAAUGGCAGCAAUAGCAGCAGUAGCAGUAGAAAUAGUACUACUAGUAGUAACAGCAGCAGUAGUAAUAGUGACGACAGCAGUAGGACACGUAAUGGCAGCAAUAGCAGCAGUAGCAGUAGAAAUAGUACUACUAGUAGUAACAGCAGCAGUAGUAAUAGUGACGACAGCAGUAGGACAUGUAAUGGCAGCGAUAGCCGCAGUAGUAGUAGAAGUAGUACUACUAGUAGUAACAGCAGCGGUAGUAAUAGUGACAACAGCAGUAGGACACGUAAUGGCAACAAUAGCCGCAGUACCAGUAGAAGUAGUACUACUAGUAGUAACAGCAGCAGUAGUAAUAGUGACGACAGCAGUAGGACACGUAAUGGCAGCGAUAGCAGCAGUAGUAGUAGAAGUAGUACUACUAGUAGUAACAGCAGCGGUAGUAAUAGUGACAACAGCAGUAGGACACGUAAUGGCAGCGAUAGCAGCAGUAGCAGUAGAAGUAGUACUACUAGUAGUAGCAGCAGCAGUAGUAAUAGUAAUGACAGCAGUAGUACAGGGAGCCAGGCCUUGCGCAAGGACGUCAUCCCUGAAUACUUACAUGCGGCCACUGGCUUCAGUGAAAUGAAGGGCGUGAACAGAAACCACAGCCAUUACAGCUAG